Molecule: messenger RNA, 1104 nt
Organism: Knipowitschia caucasica
Lineage: Eukaryota; Metazoa; Chordata; Actinopteri; Gobiiformes; Gobiidae
Source: the annotation of a GenBank genome assembly
AUGGCUGGAGUAGCAGCAUGGCUUCCCUUUGCCAGGGCAGCGGCCAUUGGCUGGAUGCCUGUGGCCAACCUACCCAUGCCUGUGGCCCCCACUGAGAAGAACAAGCGACAGGACGAGCUCAUUGUGCUGAAUGUGAGUGGUCGGCGCUUCCAGACCUGGAAAAACACACUGGACCGGUACCCUGACACUUUGCUGGGCAGCUCAGAGAAGGAGUUCUUCUACAACGAGGAAACCAAAGAGUACUUCUUUGACCGGGACCCAGAUGUGUUUCGCUGUGUCCUCAACUUCUACCGCACUGGCAAACUCCAUUUCCCCCGAUAUGAGUGUAUCUCCUCCUAUGAUGAUGAGAUGGCCUUUUUUGGCAUUAUUCCAGAGAUCAUUGGAGACUGCUGUUAUGAAGAGUACAAGGACAGGAAAAGGGAGAAUGCUGAGCGCCUCAUGGAUGACCAGGAGGACAACAAGGAUGCUAAGCUUCCCAACAUGACGUUCAGAGAGACUAUGUGGCGAGCUUUUGAGAACCCCCACACCUCCACCAUGGCCCUUGUCUUCUACUAUGUGACGGGCUUCUUUAUUGCUGUGUCGGUUAUCACAAAUGUGGUAGAAACUGUUCCCUGUGGUUCUGUCCCUAACCAGAAAGAAGUGCCAUGUGGUGAACGCUACACAGUGGCCUUUUUCUGCAUGGACACAGCCUGUGUCAUGAUUUUCACAGUGGAGUACUUGAUGCGCUUGUUUGCAGCCCCCAGCCGGUACCGUUUCAUGCGCUCUGUAAUGAGUAUCAUUGAUGUGGUGGCCAUUUUGCCCUACUAUAUUGGCCUCGUGAUGACUGACAAUGAAGAUGUGAGUGGUGCAUUCGUCACUCUUCGAGUUUUCCGCGUGUUUCGAAUCUUUAAGUUCUCGCGGCACUCGCAGGGCCUACGGAUCCUAGGUUACACUCUUAAGAGCUGCGCCUCAGAACUGGGCUUCCUGCUCUUCUCUCUUACAAUGGCCAUAAUUAUCUUUGCAACUGUCAUGUUCUACGCUGAAAAGGGUUCAAGCUCCAGCAAAUUCACCAGCAUCCCAGCCUCCUUCUGGUACACCAUCGUUACUAUGACAACACUGGGGUAA